AUGUCGACUCGGCACCAGAGCCGAAUUGCAGAUUUUCAGGAUGUCCUGAGGGAGCCCAAGAUUGCCCUGGGGAAGCUGCGAGAACUUAGUUUCAGUGGGAUCCCUUGUGAGGGUGGACUGCGCUGUCUUUGCUGGAAGAUUCUUUUGAACUACCUCCCCUUGGAGAGGGCCUCAUGGACCUCCAUCUUGGCCAAGCAGAGGGAGCUAUAUUCUCAGUUCCUGAGAGAAAUGAUCAUUCAGCCUGGCAUAGCCAAAGCUAACCUGGGUGUGUCUAGAGAGGAUGUCACUUUCGAAGACCAUCCACUCAAUCCAAACCCUGACAGUCGGUGGAAUACCUACUUCAAGGACAAUGAGGUGUUGCUGCAGAUAGACAAAGAUGUCCGGAGGCUAUGCCCAGACAUAUCCUUUUUCCAGAGACCUACAGAUUACCCCUGCCUCCUCAUUCUGGACCCUCAGAAUGAAUUUGAGACCCUCCGAAAGCGGGUAGAACAGACUACAUUGAAAUCACAGACAGUGGCAAAAAACCGGAGUGGAGUCACCAAUAUGAGCUCACCUCAUAAGAGCCCAGCCCCAAAUUCAUUAAGUGAGUAUGAAGUGCUGCCCAAUGGUUGCGAAGCUCAUUGGGAAGUGGUGGAGCGCAUUCUCUUCAUCUAUGCCAAACUGAACCCAGGCAUCGCUUAUGUCCAGGGCAUGAAUGAAAUCGUGGGGCCUCUCUACUACACCUUUGCCACUGAUCCCAAUAGUGAAUGGAAAGAGCAUGCUGAGGCAGAUACAUUUUUCUGCUUCACCAACCUGAUGUCUGAGAUCCGGGACAACUUCAUCAAGAGCCUGGAUGACUCCCAGUGUGGCAUCACCUACAAGAUGGAAAAGGUGUACUCUACCCUAAAGGAGAAGGAUGUAGAACUCUACUUGAAGCUGCAAGAGCAAAACAUCAAGCCACAAUUCUUUGCUUUUCGAUGGCUAACACUGUUGCUGUCCCAGGAGUUCUUGCUUCCUGAUGUCAUCCGAAUCUGGGAUACCCUCUUCGCUGAUGACAACCGAUUCGACUUCCUCCUCCUUGUCUGCUGUGCCAUGUUGGUAUUGAUCCGGGAGCAGUUAUUGGGAGGGGACUUCACCUUGAACAUGAGGCUGCUUCAGGAUUACCCCAUCACAGAUGUUCACCACAUCCUACAGAAAGCCAAGGAGCUCCAGGACUCGAAGUAAGCCUAUAGCAAGGAGGUCCAGGACUCCAACUACCUUAGGAAAGGCCCUGUGGUCAGGGCUGAGUCUGUGUCAGCCCUUGGAGACUCCCAGAAGCCUUCUCUCUGCCUGGAGCUGUUGGAGCAGUAGAGUUCAAGCUGAUUGAAUACUCUUCUCCACGUGUCUCACAUCCACAUGACCUAGUCAACACCUCCAAAGCAGCUCUAUUCUUUUAUAAUUGUAUUUUUUUUUCCAAGUUUGGUUCUUCAUUAUCUGGCUACUGUCUCCCAUUCCCUUCUCAGGCUCCGUACCCCCUUAUACACUUGACACCCUAGUAGCACUUUCCUCCAAUUCAUUUCAAGAUAGACUCACAUUCUAUGGGAAGUUCCUGUUGGGUGAGUGGGGUGCUUGGAGGUUGACCCUUCAUAUCUCUACCUCCCUAUCCUUUUCUCAGUCCUGCUGCUGAAGAUUGCAACUACUGCUUUUCCUGCUUUUGGAUCUGCUUCACCUUAUCUCUGUGGUAUGGAUGGAGAAGUAAAAGAAUUGUCCAGAGACUCUUCAUUCUCUUCCUAGCAAGUGCUCUGGCUCCUUCCCUGAAAAAAAGUAAUUCUAGAAAGAACCAAGAGGCUGAUAGAGGAACUUCUCUUUCAGAGUUUCUCUCUUCCCUUUCACCCUCCUGUUUUACCAUAUUUCAGGGCUAUUUUCCCCACCAAUUUGAUCAAAAGAGUUAGUUGAAUAGAAUUUCCAAGUAGUGAAUCACCUGAUGACACUAAAACCCCAUUUCCAGGAAGCCAAAAAUAGUGCCAGUACUAGGGAGCUUAGACCUUGCUUGUAUGUCCACAGUGGUUCAGGAACUUUGAUGUCUCUUCCAUCCCCAAUUCUCUCACCUUCAGACCUCUGCUCACUAUGUUUUGGCAGGCCAACAGUAUUUUUUGAGUUUGGUAGACCCCUAGUUCCUCACUGUCCAAUUAAAAGAAAUCUGUCUUGGAAUCCCAAAGUCACUAAGUUUUGCCCUAUUUUGAGCUGAAUAUUACUCACAAAACUUUUGUUGCCUCUUCUGUUAGGUCUCUGUAUUCAGAACCCUGGAAUAGUACCACUUGCCUGGAAAGGGUCUGGAGGUGGGAGGCAGGAACCUAGGAACUUUUUCUUUAGUUCAAAUCCAAGGUUUUAACUGGAAAUGAGUGUACUUAUAAUAGGAAAGUGGCUUAGAAUUAUUAGCUUAUAUUGAUUUGGGGACAGGUAUCAAAUAAUGAAAAAACGGAGAUCAAUAAGAUGUUCCCCCUGGGGACAGUUGUUGCACAGGCACUUACUGUAAUUUGUAGUGGAGCUUAUCUCUAAAACAACUUCCUGAUGCUAAUACUGAGGACUAAAGAACCCAAAUGAGCUAGUACAAAAAAAUCUAUCUGCUUAGGGAACAAGCCAGCACUCCAUUGGUACAAGAGAAUCCUUCAAAGGUUUGCUGGCCAGCUGGCUUUAACCUGGCCCCUUUGGAAGCAACGUCACCCCUUGAUAUAGCAGUAAGCGAGUGUAUGACUUUGUUCAAAAGCAUGUUAUUUCCCUUUGGAGCAUGUGUGUACAAUAUAAUAUUAGGAGAAGAUAAAAGAAACAAGGUAUUAUAGGGAGGGCUUCAGGGUUUAAUUGGUUUCUUUUUCUUCUUACUAUAUGUCAUCCAGCAUGAUCAGGAUCUAGGAUCUUGGAUCUGACUCUUUAGGCCUUUUCCCUUACAUGUACCUUCUUAGGUGUUUCCCAGGCUUGAAUCUUGCCAUGUUCCUGAUAAGGAGACCAUUUCUUUUACUGGUCCUAGUUAUUAGACCAAGCUCCUCAUUCCAUUUCUGCCAAGGUCUUCUUCAUAAGCUUCUAUCUCCUACUCUCACCUUUCUAAGCCCUAACAGUAUUUGGGAAAUUUUACUAUUUAUUAAAACUCCAUUAUUUAUUACAGAUGGGCAAAUUUAGUGGUAAAAAUGAAUGUGUGGUCCUUAUGAUUUAUCAAAGUCACCUGGAUAUUCCAGCACCACCCUUCCACCUUUAUUUCUGUAGCAUUUUAAUUAUAGUUUCUAUCUGCCACUAUUAUAGGCUUGGCUCUGAAAAGGAGGGGUUAGAGAAAAAAAUAAUAUAGAUGAUUUCUUUCCUUUUAGGCUGGCUCACCACCUGAUGGUACUUGCUCAGUCUAGGGUGAUUCCUUUUAACUCCUUCUGAUUGGAGAUGUGGAGUAUGUGGUACUCUAGGGCAAUAAAGAGACAGCUUGAGCAGGGAACUGCUUAAAGAAGAUAUUGUUCACCUCCCACCCACCCCCAGCUUUAGGUUAUAUCUAUAAUCUCAGACACUUUUAAGGGGUAGGGCUUGAGAAAGGACCUGGGAACAAUUAGAGAUUUCUUUCCAUUCACAGGGCUAGGAGGCACUUACAUUCUUUUAUUUUCCUCCUGGAUGACUCUUUCAGAAGAAAGUGGGAUGAGGCUGGGGCAUGUUUUCCUAUUCAGACUUUUCUCAUGGAAUAUUAAGAGUAGUUGAUCCCUUCUCUGGCUGGUUUUUUCCCCCUCUUCUAUCAAGGACCCAAGGCUGGAAAAAUAUUCUCUGUUUUACCUUACAGUACCAGGAUUGUACCUCAGUAUUUUUAAGGCCUGAGGGCUUUGGCUCAGGAGUCCAGCCAAGACUGCCCAGAUAAGCUCAGAUACAUUCCCUUCUUGCCUUCUCCGGGCCUAUACUGUGCUAUAUAUAACCCUGUAAUGAAGAUGGGACAUGAUCACCCCAGAAGCCUACUGUAUUGUCCUGAUGCUUUUUUGACCAUGCAAGGAAGGCUGGGAUUGUAGGGAGGAUUCUGUGUUAGCAGUGAAUCAAGCCAUGAUAGAUUUAAGGGAAAUGUCUAGAGUCUAGACCAUUUGUCUAGUUUGUUGGAGAUCUGGAUUUCCUUCCCUUUGCUUAAGCCCCCAGAUUCAAAUGGUGGAUUCAGUGAAAGUGGUCAGGGUCUACAGGCCUGGGUCCCAAGUCAGUGGUCUCCUAAAGGCUGGUACCUGUAGCAUUGGAUGGCUAGAGGCAAAUCUCUAUUGGAGAACCUCAAGAGUUGGACCUAAGGCCCCAGCCCACACCUCAGACUUUAUUUAGGUUUUUGUGCAUGGUAUCCAGUAGGCAUUUCUUUGGAUUGCUCAGAAUUUUUUUCUUUUAAAUUUUUUUUUUUUGUUAAUCAUUGCUGUUCAUGACAACUUGUCUUAAUAAAUCAUGUGUCUUUCCUUUGCAAUGGA
This is a messenger RNA of Gracilinanus agilis (Agile Gracile Mouse Opossum), 4415 nucleotides long. It is a transcript of the gene TBC1D13, whose product is annotated as TBC1 domain family member 13. Gene Ontology annotation, molecular function: GTPase activator activity. The transcript has 12 exons. Gene Ontology annotation, biological process: intracellular protein transport; activation of GTPase activity. The record is from RefSeq and is a predicted model, not a curated record. NCBI's taxonomy places the organism in Eukaryota, Metazoa, Chordata, Mammalia, Didelphimorphia, Didelphidae. The coding region runs from base 1 to 1203 and encodes 400 amino acids.